AUGGAGUCGGCAGGCGGCGCCCCUUCCAGGACCCCUCCCACCGACUCCGAGAAGGCCGGAUACUCUGAGCUGCUGCGCAGGGACCGACCCUCUCGGUCGCCUGGGACAGCGGCAACACGGCAGCGCUCAGCCGGGGGCUUGAGGAUCCCCACACCCGCUUGGCACCUCUCAGCCUGGGCAUCUCCAGGAAAGGACAACGUCCAACCCUUCCCCAGGAGCUCGGUUCCAGAGCCAAGCGACAUCUGGUACCUCCAACACCAGCUCUGGCUAGCGAGGCGAUGUUCCACGUCCCUAGAGCUCGUCUAUGCUGCCUGCGAUCGGCUCGCCCAGGCCCGCUGCCCGCCCCGCCGCCCGGUCUACAUCGCUCCCGACCUCGCCGGCGAGCUCCCCUCCUGGGUCCAGGAGGGUGCCCGGGUUUCCCUUGUCCAGGCGAGAUGGACGCGUGUCACGCAGGAUGAGCGACAGGCCGCCGCCGGCUGCAGGCCUCCACCAAUGGCACGCCGUCUAUCGUCGCCCCCGGAGACGAGCAGCAGGACAAACGCUCUCCCACCUGCCAGGCCGACGGUCUUCGAGCUUUGGGACCACGCCGAGUCCCCGGAGACUAAACCCGGCCUCCAUACGUGGUUUCAAUAAUCAAUAAUCAACGGUAGAGGAGGGAUGUGCUCGUCUUGGAUAGUGGAGACAAUCAGUCGGCGAACAAAUGAGAAUAAUCUUCUGAACCGUUUAAGCAGCAAGCUUUGUUUUAGGCCUCUGCUCCGAAAAGUGCAUCCCCAAACUAAAACUCUGCAACCACUAGGGCUACUUUCAUCAUUUUUACCUUUUUAAACAUCAUUUUCUUUUGUUCACAUAUACAUAUCAGUCUAUAUGUUACUGGAUAAGAGUAAAUGAAGAUAACACAGAAAGAAUUUAAAGAUUUCAGGUCCGAAUUGAAAAAAAGCACUUCUAGGAUGAAUAUUUGUUUGGAAUGAGGCAGUUGAAAAGUUUAAAACUCCCACAAAUCAUAUUAAAAUAUGUUAACAUUCACCCUGCAAAGUUUGACUUUGGAAGAGUGAAGCAGAACAAAGUACAAAAAAACCUAAAAUGUGUCAGAGGCCAUUUUGGCAAAUUUUUGAUUCCAUUUUUCUCGUGUAACAAAUCAUAUAUUUCACUUCUAUGUUACUCAUGAUGUUCAACAACAGACAUCAAGACUUUCAUUUUAUUUCUUUUGCUGAUAGCAAACAAAACACUCGAUUGCACUUGAAUGUUUUUAUUAUUUUCUAUUUUCCUGAGACAAACCCGUGGCCUUACACACAGUCCGUUGUUCUUGUAAUGAAGGAGGAGCUCUUCACGUACGUUACGUUUCGCCCGGGCGGUUCAAGCCGGGAUGUUUGCGGGCGGUCGAGUUUUAAAGCACUUUUUGUAGCCGCGUCACAAAAAACGAGGGGGCGUGGCCUCUGCCUGAGGGGGCGUAACCUCUAUGCGAGGGGGCGUGGCCUCUGCGAAAAUCUCUGACGACGCCACUCUGGGUUUAAGAGAGCCGUUUUUUAAUCCGGGCUACUGCUGUUAUGAGCCCCUAACGGCCAGGUACGCAUCACCGCAACGUAACCACAUCAUCAUCAUCAUCAUCAUCA
Molecule: messenger RNA, 1610 nt
Organism: Pseudoliparis swirei
Lineage: Eukaryota; Metazoa; Chordata; Actinopteri; Perciformes; Liparidae
Exons: 3
Coding region: 1-633 (210 amino acids)
Source: RefSeq, a predicted model, not a curated record